Molecule: messenger RNA, 2433 nt
Organism: Maylandia zebra (zebra mbuna)
Lineage: Eukaryota; Metazoa; Chordata; Actinopteri; Cichliformes; Cichlidae
Product: carnitine O-acetyltransferase
Biological process (GO): carnitine metabolic process, CoA-linked
Cellular component (GO): peroxisome
Molecular function (GO): carnitine O-acetyltransferase activity
Source: RefSeq, a predicted model, not a curated record
UGAAUUGGGACACAGCCAGUGUCUGAUGUAGAGCAGCACUGUAACUGCCGGUUAAACAGGUGAAUACACUCCAGCCUCAUUCUGUGCGAGUUUCCUGAAAAUACAAUGUUGAGAAUCUUCAGCAGAAUUAUGGUGAAGUUGGGGAAGUUGAAUCCUCCAGACCAGGUCAGAUCUUAUCAGUUAGUGAAGCCUGUACGAGUGAUUCUUAUUAGUGACAGAUACUUGAACCAGCAGAAGGGACUUCCCAGGGUACCUGUCCCCCCUCUGCGGAAAACAUGUGAGGGCUACCUCAGUGCCCUGGAGCCCAUAAUAGAAGAGGAUGAGUGGAAGCGAGCGAAACAGCUGGUUGAGGCCUUUAUGAAAAGAGGAGGGGUUGGAGAGGAACUGCAGAGAAGCCUGGAGAGGAAAGCAUGCAACACUGACAACUGGACGACAGACCUGUGGGGGAAGUUGGAAUACUUUGGGAACCGGAGCCCUGUGGUGAUUAACGCAAAUGUCCCGAUUGCGUGUCCUCGACUGGACUUCAGGGAUAAACAGGGACAAAUUAGGUGUGCAGCCAAACUAAUAAUAGCUCUUUUGGAAUUUAAGACAACCAUUGAAAAUGAAACAUUACCAGCUGAGAAUCUGGGAGGGAAACCUCUUUGUAUGGAGCAAUAUUCCCAGUUGCUGUCAACCUGCCGCAUCCCAGGUCUGGAGAGGGACUCGGUGGUGUUCCAUGCCAAGAUCGGCAAUCCACCCAAACACAUCACAGUGGCAUAUAACUCUCAGUUCUUUGUGGUGGAGGUCUACCACAAUGAUGGGACUCCGCUGACAGUUGAUCAGCUUUGUGUUCAGAUGGAGAGCAUUUGCACCUCCACAUCAGAGACUAACACGGAGCCUGUCGGUAUCCUCACCACCCUGGAUCGUGACUCUUGGAGCAAAGCAUAUCUCAGUAUGAAAGAUCAAACAAACAAAGAAUCACUGUCAGCCAUUGAAAGGAGCAUCUUCACAUUGUGUUUGGAUAGAGCCAUACCUCGAGAGUCUGACAAGUACGUCACAUGUGAUUUCCACCUAAUAACACAUGGAGGAGGCAGCCAGUGGAAUAGUGCCAACCGCUGGUUUGACAAGUCACUGCAGAUAAUUGUUGCAGAAGAUGGGUCAUGGGGUUUAAAUCUGAUUCAUAUUGUUGCUGAUGGUACAGUUAGUAUGGCCUUAACUGACUAUCUUGUCGCAUCCAUGAAGAAGCCAGAGAUGAGGCAAGCUUCCAUUCUGCCUUUACCUAUGCCCCAGAAACUACACUUCCAUGUCACCCCUGAUAUCAAAGAGAUCAUUGAGCAGGCUAAAAGGAGCAUGGACAGAAACAUCCAAAACUUUGAUCUGAGUGUUCUGGUUUUUGACCACUUUGGGAAAAAUUAUCUGAAGGCCCACAACAUGAGCCCUGAUGCUUUCAUCCAAAUGGCCAUACAGCUGGCCUACUACAGGAUGAAUAAGCAGGUCUGUGCAUCAUAUGAAGCUGUCAGCCAGCGAAUGUUCAGGCGUGGACGUGUGUCCCUACUGCUUUCAACGACAAGUGUCUCAGCUGCCUUUGUCAAGGCCUUUGAUGACCCUCAAAAGCAGAACACGGAGAAGAUUGAUCUGUUGGAAAAAGCCAUAAAAACACACAAAGAGAAUAUUAAGGCGGUAAUUGGAGGACAUGAUAUUGUAGCCCAUAUCAUUGCUCUCAGAUUGCAAGCUGUUGAGAAUAAACUCCCCAUGCCUGACAUCUUCAGAGACAUCUCAUACAAAAAAAUCCUUAACUACCAAUUCGCCGCAAGUCAGGUGACAUCCAAUACCGGCUCUGUGGGAGUCCAUCAGGUUGAUGAAAACUCUGGAUACAGUUUGUGCUACAGUGUACAUAACAGUCACUUCAUCAUUGAGAUGGCAACUUCCAACACCCACAAGAGACUAAACACACGUCAUCUGAUCCAAAAUAUGAAGGAUGCACUACUGGACAUGAGGGCUUUGCUGGAGCAAGCUCCAAGAGCAACUUAAAAAUCAUCCAUAGCUAAACUCUCACCUUAUUUUUUGCAUUUUCUUUUGUUUUAUUUUUAUUUUUUUAUUUGAAUGAUUAUUGAAUUUUUUGAGGGGGUGGGGAUUUCUCAUCACUUCUUUGAUUACUUGCUCAAAAAUGGGAGAUUCCAUUCUAGAUUUAAGUUUUGAUCUUUUGUGAAACUUGCAGAGACCGGGUAGUCCUGUGAGUGAUCUGUGGUAGGUGGGCUGGAGCAGACAGUGUCAUGGCACACAUGCUAAACACAAAGACACAGCUGAGGAAAAUCCUUACACAAAAAAACACUAGGUGUUAGUCUUAAUUGUCACACCCCAAUUUCUAUGUGCAUUUUAUUUGAGAAAUGAGUGCUGAGCUUGAAGCCUAAAGACUAUUAUGCUUCUGUAAUAAAACACCAAUUUCAAACAUUA